Messenger RNA from Fundulus heteroclitus (mummichog), 2233 nucleotides. It is a transcript of the gene mthfr, whose product is annotated as methylenetetrahydrofolate reductase (NAD(P)H). The coding region runs from base 237 to 2216 and encodes 659 amino acids. The record is from RefSeq and is a predicted model, not a curated record. Gene Ontology annotation, cellular component: cytosol. Gene Ontology annotation, biological process: tetrahydrofolate interconversion. The transcript is spliced from 13 exons. Lineage: Eukaryota; Metazoa; Chordata; Actinopteri; Cyprinodontiformes; Fundulidae. Gene Ontology annotation, molecular function: methylenetetrahydrofolate reductase [NAD(P)H] activity; FAD binding.
GUAUGUGGUUGCAACCGAAGCUCAUACAGGCAAGUAGAAAGCCGGAGAGCUAGCUGUCGCUACCUCGUCUCCAUAUCCAGCUUGAAGCUUGGACAUCGCGCAGCUAGCACUCGACUGGAAACAGAUUCUGCAGCUGCCACCGUUGCCCAUGCACGUGCUCCUAUCGGAGACUGCCUGUGUGGAUCCAUCGUUAUCAGGAGACGUUCCUAAGGGCCGGAGCAGUUUUGUCUUCCAUCAUGGUGAACCAAGUUCAACAAGUGGAAGGUUGCUGGCAGUCAACUAAAGGUGAAUCAAGCGGAGCCAGCAACAGCAGCGGAGAGAGCUCCAAGGAGGGCUCUCGAUGCUCAACGCCUGUGCUUGAUGCUGAUCGCUCUGACCGGCUGCAGGAAAAGAUGAGGAAGAGGAUUGCUUCCGGAGAUCAGUGGUUUUCUCUGGAGUUCUUCCCUCCACGUACGGCUAGUGGGGCGGUAAACCUAAUCUCAAGAUUUGACCGUAUGGGCUCUGGAGGGCCCCUCUUUAUUGAUGUCACCUGGCAUCCAGCAGGAGACCCAGGCUCAGACAAAGAGACCUCAUCCAUGAUGAUUGCUAGUACAGCAGUAAACUACUGUGGCCUCGAGAGUGUCCUCCACCUAACCUGUUGCAACCAAACCAGGGAGAAGAUCACAGGCUAUCUGGCUAAAGCAAAGCAUCUUGGCCUCAAGAACAUCAUGGCUCUAAGAGGAGAUCCAGUGGGAGAUGACUGGGAGGAAGAGGAAGGAGGCUUCAGCUAUGCCAUUGACCUUGUUAAACACAUUCGAUCAGAGUUUGAUGAAUACUUUGACAUCUGUGUUGCUGGUUAUCCAACAGGCCACCCUGAGGCAGAAAGCUACCAGCAGGAUCUCUGGCACCUAAAGGAGAAAGUGGAUGCUGGGGCAGACUUUGUCAUCACGCAAUUAUUCUUCAGGGCUGACACAUUCCUGAAGUUCUUGGAUGACUGCAGGGCGAUUGGCAUCACAUGUCCCAUCCUGCCUGGAAUCUUCCCCAUUCAGGGUUACCAGUCUUUACGUCAGCUUGUCAAGCUGUCUAAACUUGAAGUACCAGAGGAGAUCACCAAAGUCAUUGAACCCAUCAAAGAUAAUGACGCUGCUAUCCGGAACUAUGGAAUUCAUCAGGCAGUGGAGAUGAGUCGCGUCCUGCUGGACAGUGGAAAGGUACCAGGCCUUCACUUCUACACACUGAAUCGAGAAGUUGCAACAGUGGAGGUCCUCCGACAGCUGGGCCUGUGGAUAGAAGACCCCAGACGCCCUCUUCCUUGGGCUGUUAGUGCGAAUCCCAAACGGAAGGUGGAGGAUGUCCGACCCAUUUUCUGGGCAUCAAGACCAAAGAGCUACAUCUACAGGACCCAGGACUGGGACGAGUUCCCCAACGGGAGAUGGGGAAACUCAUCUUCUCCAGCUUUUGGAGAGUUAAAUGACUACUACCUCUUUUACUUAAAAAGUAAAUCCUCUAAGGAAACACUUCUGCAGAUGUGGGGAGAGGAACUAAAGAAUGAAGAAAGUGUCUUUGAGGUCUUCACAUGUUACAUUGCGGCCAAACCAAAUCGUAAUGGACAGAAGGUGAUGUGUUUACCCUGGAACGAUGAGCCUUUGGCCCCGGAGACCAACUUUUUGAAAGAUGAGCUUGAGAAGGUUAACAGAUGUGGAGUCCUCACCAUCAACUCCCAGCCCAACAUCAACGGCAAACCAUCCACAGACCCUGUAGUGGGCUGGGGACCUCCUGGAGGAUAUGUCUUUCAGAAGGCCUACCUGGAGUUCUUUACCUCCAGUGAAAAUGUAACAGCCCUCCUCAAAGUCCUGAAGAAAUAUGAACCUCGUGUCAACUAUCACAUUGUUAAUGUUCAUGGACAUAACAUGACCAAUGCGCAUGAAUUGCAGCCUAAUGCAGUGACGUGGGGCAUCUUCCCAGGCAGAGAGAUUGUCCAGCCCACUGUAGUAGACCCAGUCAGCUUCAUGUACUGGAAGGAUGAGGCCUUUGCUUUGUGGAUUGAAGAGUGGGCCAAACUCUAUGAAGAUGAGUCACCAUCACGAAUGAUCAUCAAGUAUAUACAUGAUAACUACUUCCUGGUUAAUCUGGUGGACAAUGACUUUCCUCUGGAUAACUGUCUGUGGCAGGUCAUCGAUGACAUGUUCGAUCUCGCAUCACCAGAACUGCUCAGUGAUGAGACUGGUUUGCAAUAAACUGACAUUUAAGAGAA